Molecule: messenger RNA, 1260 nt
Organism: Colletotrichum phormii
Lineage: Eukaryota; Fungi; Ascomycota; Sordariomycetes; Glomerellales; Glomerellaceae
Exons: 1
Coding region: 1-1260 (419 amino acids)
Molecular function (GO): protein binding
Source: RefSeq, a predicted model, not a curated record
AUGAUGCUGUCUUCGUCAUUACUAUUCCCCCUCGCGUUCGCGUCUUACACGGUCGCAUCAGAGGCCCAAGCACACUUGGGCGGGGUACGAACAUGCCCCUGGACACCACUGGAGACACUACUGGAAUGCUCGACGGAUAUCGCGACAGAAAGAAAGCAGAAUACAGAGACAAAUCAGAGGCAAAGGAAUGAAACGACAGAGACUGAGCCAUUAGGAUGGACGGGGCCUCACGGGUGCGUCGGAGCUUACUGCUUAUACGCAAAUCGCGGCUUCGCGAAUGGGCGCGGAAUCGUCGUCAUCUCAACACCAGAAAACGUGCAGAAAGCAAAGAGCUUGGAACAAGACCUACAAACUCCAGACCCAGAAGAUGAUUUGUCAUCACGAAAUCCAUCUUUUCAGAUCGCAGAGGUAGAGGGCAAGGGACUCGGCAUGCUCGCAAACAAAACCCUCACUCGAGGCGACACAGUCAUGCUCAAGACACCAGUCCUCCUUGCCCACCGCACCUUCAUCGAGCGCACGCCGCAAGCAGACCGGCACUUUCUUCUCGACAGCGUCACGGGCUUCCUCCCGCCUGCGACCCGCAAGACCUUCUUCGGCCAGAUGGGACACUUUGGCGGCCACAAGGCCAGCGACAUCAUGGCGACAAACUCGUUCCAGAUGGACCUAGGCGGCGGAGCGCAGGGCGACGGCCACCACUACGGCAACUUCCCCGAAGUAUCGCGGUACAACCACGACUGUAGACCCAACGUCGCCUUCCGCAUCGACGGCCUCCGCCACCGCACUACCAUCGUCAGGCCGGUUAAGCCCGGUGAAGAGCUGACGAUAUCGUACCUCGACCAGCUCGGCGUCCGCUCCGUGCGGCAGCACCGCGCCAAGAGGGCGUGGGGCUUCGAGUGCGGGUGCUCGCAGUGCAGCCUGCCCAAGAAGCUCAUCUCGACGUCGGAUCAGCGGCUGAUGGAGGUGGAGGAGCUAGAGAGGCAGCUCUCUAACAUCGGGGCUAAGGUGACGGUGGCCAUGGUGGAAAAGUUCUUGAAGUUGUACAAGGAGGAGAGGCUUGAGUCGAAGCUGGCGGGUGCGUAUACGACUGCGGCGCUGAACUUCAACUUGCUUGGGAGGAAUAAGCUGGCUGUCAAAUAUGCCAGGCUAGCCGUUGAGGCGGGCACGAUUGAGAGUGGGCCGGAGACGGGGGAUGUUGAAGCGAUGAGGGAGUUGGCGGCGGAUCCGAAGAAGCAUUUUACAUGGCGAGGGAGGCUUAGAUGA